UAAAUAGUGCACAUUUUAUCUCGUGAAUGUUUCACUUUUGGUUAAUUUCAUCGUAAAUAAAGUAUUCCAACAGCCAUGUUAACAAAUUAAACUUAAGAACCCGACUUAAUCUAUAUGUACCUUAAAUUAGUCAAGGGUUAACUUGUAUUUGUACUUAAUGAAAGGAGCGCCCUGUUUAAAUCACAUCAUGAAAGCUACUUUGCAACAGCGUGGGAAAAUAAGUCUAUCCCUCAAGGAGUGUGAUUUGGAACGUACUUUGCUUGGAGGACAAAGUUUUCGUUGGCGAUCCAUUUGUGAUGGCAAGAGAACGAAAUAUUCCGGAGUCGUUUUCAACACUUACUGGGUUCUCGAGCAGGAAGAGUCCUGCAUAACUUACGAGGCCUACGGAAGCACUCCCUCAAUAACAAUCCCUGUGGACCACACAUCCUUAAUAUCGGACUAUCUCCGGGCUGAUUUCGAUUUGAAACUUAACCAAAGCGAUUGGUUAAACAGAGAUGAGAACUUUGUAAAGUUCCUAAGUAAGCCUGUUCGCGUACUUUCUCAGGAGCCUUUCGAGAACAUUUUCAGCUUUCUCUGCAGUCAAAACAAUAACAUCAAGCGGAUAUCUUCUAUGAUCCAAUGGUUCUGUGGAACUUUCGGCACCAAGAUUGGCCAUUUUAACGGUUCCGAUGAGUUUACAUUUCCCACAUUGAAUAGAUUCCAAGACAUAUCAUGCGACGAUCUAAAUGCCCAAUUAAGGGCUGCUAAAUUCGGUUACCGGGCCAAGUUUAUAGCACAAACUUUGCAAGAGAUCCAGAAAAAGGGUGGACAAGGUUGGUUUAUCAGACUGAAGUGUUUGCCGUUCGAGAAGGCGCGCGAAGAAUUGACCCAGCUUCCCGGAAUCGGAUACAAAGUGGCCGAUUGCAUCUGCCUGAUGUCAAUGGGCCAUUUGGAGUCCGUGCCCGUUGACAUACACAUCUACAGAAUUGCCCAGAAAUACUACCUGCCACAUCUAGCCGGCCAAAAGAACGUAUCCAAAAAGAUAUAUGAGGAGGUUUCGAAUCACUUUCAAAACUUACACGGAAAAUAUGCCGGUUGGGCUCAAGCCAUUCUUUUCUCUGCUGAUUUGGGACAAUUUCAAGACACAUCCACAGAUGAUUCUAAAAAGAAAUCUAAUAAAAGGCUUAAAAAAUAAUAA
Messenger RNA from Drosophila subpulchrella, 1177 nucleotides. RefSeq names its product N-glycosylase/DNA lyase (gene Ogg1). Gene Ontology annotation, cellular component: nucleus. Gene Ontology annotation, molecular function: 8-oxo-7,8-dihydroguanine DNA N-glycosylase activity; damaged DNA binding. The transcript has 4 exons. NCBI's taxonomy places the organism in Eukaryota, Metazoa, Arthropoda, Insecta, Diptera, Drosophilidae. The record is from RefSeq and is a predicted model, not a curated record. Gene Ontology annotation, biological process: nucleotide-excision repair; base-excision repair, AP site formation; base-excision repair. Bases 158 to 1174 code for a protein of 338 amino acids.